CUGGUCAUACAAUUGUUAGCAUUAUUUCAUUGCACUUAUUAUCAAUAAAUCUACAAAAAUGUAUGAAAUACUUCACCGACAAGAGGCGGCACACGAUGACGGCAUUUGGAGUGUCGGGUGGGCCCGAGGGGUGUCCGAUGGCAUUGAACACAUUGUUACCGGUAGUCUUGAUGAUACGGUUAAAGCGUGGAAAUGGGACGAUGUAAGUCUUGAUUUGAGAUAUAUCUUUGAAGGACACGCUUUGGGAGUGGUUUCUGUAGAUGUUGAUAGCAGUGGAAGUAUUGCGGCAUCCAAUUCAUUGGACAGUCAUAUCCUUUUAUGGGAUUUGGUAUCUGGAAAUCAAAUGCAAAGUAUAGAUGCGGGACCUGUCAAUGCCUGGACAGUCAACUUCUCUCCCGAUUCAAAAUUACUAGCGACGGGAACUCAUUCGGGAAAAAUCAUGUUAUAUUCAGUCGGAAAUCUAGAUAAGACCGAACAGAGCUUAGACUCGACCGGAAAGUUCACUCUUAGCAUAGCUUUUAGACCAGAUGGUCUUCAAUUAGCGAGUGGAGCCAUUGAUGGUAUGAUUAAACUAUUUGACAUCGAAACUGGAAAAAUGGUGACAACACUGGAAGGUCACGCAAUGCCUAUCCGUUCGCUGACAUUUUCACCCGACGGCCGAUAUUUGAUAACAGCAUCAGACGAUUGUCAUAUAAAGAUAUAUGAUGUGCCAACCGGUGAAUUGAUAUCAACACUUUCAGGUCACGGCUCAUGGGUUUUGAGCGUUGAUUUUUCUGCAGAUAACAGACAUUUUGCUUCAUCAUCUUCCGAUAAAACAGUGAAAGUAUGGGACGUGGAGGCCAAGGAAUGUGUCAAAACGUUUGAACAGCACACGGAUCAGGUUUGGGGUGUCAAAUACAAUAGCAAUGGUAGCCGACUUGUCUCAGUAUCGGAUGAUAAAUCAAUUAACAUAUAUAGCUGUCCCGUAUAAUGAAAUGUAUACCACAUCUUAUUGACUCUUUGAUGAGUGAAGACGAUCAGUGGAUGUGUUGUUAUCAUCAGAUUUUGUUUGAGAUACAAAUAGCUCUCCAUUUUCAUCCAUUUCUUCAAUUGAAUUUCCAGGCAACGACUCAACUGAUUAAAUUCAUUUUGUAAAUA
Oppia nitens is the source of this 1137-nucleotide messenger RNA. RefSeq names its product SKI8 subunit of superkiller complex protein-like. The transcript has 5 exons. Gene Ontology annotation, molecular function: protein binding. Bases 59 to 970 code for a protein of 303 amino acids. Gene Ontology annotation, cellular component: Cdc73/Paf1 complex. NCBI's taxonomy places the organism in Eukaryota, Metazoa, Arthropoda, Arachnida, Sarcoptiformes, Oppiidae. The record is from RefSeq and is a predicted model, not a curated record.